GUUUCUAAGGUUUGAAGACUGGUUCAGAAUUCGAUCUAAAUAACACCAAUUAUGGCUUUGAAAAACCAGAUAUGUAKCGGUGUAGAAGCAAUGAUGAAAAGGAAGCCCAUCAGUGAACUUCGYCUUCAAGAUCCUGAGAUAUGGGACAAGGUAGCUUGGAUAAGAGAUCACUUCGUCAAGGACCUCGACUCUGGAAUUCGAAAAAUGGAUUUCUGUAACUUUGUUACUGAACACCUUGGGCGAACUGGAUAUCGAGACGUGUGGCAUUUACUSAAAAUAGCCUAUCCACACGUCGACCGCGUGAGAAAAGGAAGGAAGUAUAUGUACUGGGGCAUCAAACAUAAGACAAUAGAACAGACAGACAGUAUUCUUGAGUCACAAAAGGCAAUCGAAUGUAAUAAUAAUGAUUGUAAUAAUGCCCAAGUCCUCCAAAAGACAUCGGCAGUCGAUGAUGGCACGGAUAGCGAAGCGUGUUUUGAGCGAUGUCCUUCAAUCAAAGUUAAAUCUGAAAAAAUGYCCGACGAAGAAGACACAGCAAAAUCGGAUAACUUCUUAGUUAUGGAAUUCAAGGAAAAGGACGUGUUCGAAAGUUUUGAAGAUUAUGAAAAGUCAAAAGAAGAUAGGYUAUGUAAUGGGCAAAACAAUGAAAGAUGUGUGACUCCACCGCUCGUAAUUUUCACAGAGCACCAAAUGACUGAUUCCUCUGAACUCCCCGACAAGAAGAAUGCAUCUAAUAAACAACCCGACAAAAAAGAUGAGAAAUCCAUUGAAUCUUCAUSUGUUUUUCCGUCAGAGGCAAACGAAACUGCCUUUACAACAAACUUGCUCAAACCUGAGAACAUUAAUCGUGUGUGUAUUCCACUAAUGCAGGACGUCAAGAAACGCAAAAACAAAGGUGAUGACAACACUGCCGAGGUAAAUGAUGAAAACCAUAAGAUAAAUCCUGUUAUAGUAUCAGUGGCAAGUAUUGGGAAAAACACAGAUCAUAACACAGACAAAACUACUGCAGGUGAUGUUCAAGUUGUGGUUGUUCAAGAUAGAGGAAUUCAAGUGUGCGAAACAUCUUCUAAYACCACCCAAAGAAGRAAACGAAAUGCUGCACAGGCCAAAUCCACUGAUUGCAACGUACAACCAUUAUGUGCAACCAUGACAACUGUCUGUCACGACAAGGGCGACUCGAAACAGCAACCAACCAGCACCAACUCGAGGAAGAAGAUGAAAAGUGUGGCAGAAAAUACUCCAACUGUUGCUGUAAAGACGAAAUGUACUGCAAGACAAGAAGAUACUUCAAACUUUAUCAAGGUACAAACAGCUCCCACUCAGGCAUUGUUGUCGAGAGGCUUCACACCUAGCGUUACAUCAACUGAACAGAUUAGCGGUCAUAGCAUAGUAGUAAUUAAACCACCCGUUAAAAGUUCAACUGCAACUAUUAGUACGACUUCUAACGUUGCAUCAUCACCUUAUAUCAUGCCAUCUAUUUUGAAUGAUCGAAAUUACAAAGCUUCCGGCGGCGUUGUUAUACAUGCGGCAUCUAAUCUCCCGACGCAUUACCGAAAUAGUAACAGCAACAUAGAGAAUCAAAUGAUGGAAAUGCAAACUCAUGGUUCCCGCGCUAACCCAAACGCUGUUCGGCAAGUAGCCGAACGUCCUGAUUAUAAUCAAUUUAGAAAUCGAGAACUUGUGCGUAAACUUCUUGAGGAACAUGAAUCUCAGAGAAACUCGAAAGAUUCUACUUCAGAGAAUGAUUUGCAGUACACUGUUGAUUGCCUUUCUGCAGAACUUGAAAAGGAACGCUCUUUGAGAUUACGUUUGGAGAUUGAACUUCGCAAAGUUGAGAAUCAGCUUGAUCAAGAACGAAAACUGAACGAAAAACUUGCAGCUUUGCUGAUGAAAAGAUAAAUGAUACUCAAGUAGCUAAAGAUUAUUAUUUAUAUUUUUAAAUAGAUGAGGUGACGGUUUU
Molecule: messenger RNA, 1960 nt
Organism: Exaiptasia diaphana
Lineage: Eukaryota; Metazoa; Cnidaria; Anthozoa; Actiniaria; Aiptasiidae
Exons: 4
Coding region: 52-1899 (615 amino acids)
Source: RefSeq, a predicted model, not a curated record